Messenger RNA from Salpingoeca rosetta, 2207 nucleotides. RefSeq lists its product as uncharacterized. The record is from RefSeq and is a predicted model, not a curated record. Bases 305 to 2002 code for a protein of 565 amino acids. Gene Ontology annotation, biological process: protein dephosphorylation. Lineage: Eukaryota; Choanoflagellata; Craspedida; Salpingoecidae. Gene Ontology annotation, molecular function: protein tyrosine phosphatase activity. The transcript has 10 exons.
CAAGCAAAAGUCAACAGGCGGAAAGGCAGCAGACGCGGUUGCGGAAAAACGGUAGAAAAUACCAAAGAAACAUCUGCACAGCUGAACGCCAGCCAGUCAGCCAACAACAACAACGCACUCCUCCCUUCUCACAGCACCCUGCACCCACCCACACCACCUUCGCUGCUGGUCUAGCCGAGAAGCCAUAUUCAUUCAUUCCUUCAUUCAUUUGUUCGUUCACUCGUUGCCUGACGUGACAGCGCCGCAACCAGGCAGAAGGAAGGGCGAGAAGGAAAAGGCGCGUACGCUCGUGAACGGGGAAGUGAUGGCGGAAACAUGGGAGGUGGCGGUGUUCUUCACCGCGGCGGUGGUGUAUGUGAUCGGCGCCAGCUACCUGUAUUGGCGAACAUCAGAUGAGUACAAGCUGCGCAAGAAGCGAAAGGAGCUCGGCUACGAUGUGCCGAGCAUCAUGUCGUCCCUGAAGCUGUGCUGUGUCCUGUGCCUUGGCCCCAUCAACCGACAACGAUGGGAAUCGAAGCACAAGUACUAUCGCACAGAUGAUUACGGGCCACCAGAUGCAAAAUGGAUGGAACUGCGACCACCCACGGACAAGAACCAGCACUGGCAGCUGCUGCCUCGCGGCGACAAGGACAGACACCGAUCGCUGGCCAGCAAGGCGACGGCAGAAGUGCUGCUGCAGGUGCUGGAGGCCGAAUACAACGCAGCGCUGGACAAGGCCAUCCAGCAGUGGCAGUCCCACAUGAACCCGGAGAACUGGAACCAGGUCAAGCGGCGGGUCACGGUGCAGUUCUCUGAGCUGGACCAAGAUGAGAUUGCGCGCCAGCUCAAGAAAGAGGAGGAACAAGAGUCCAAGUGGCGCGAAGAGGAGGAGCAGAGUGUUGCCGCUGUCGGCAGCACUGCCGCCGCCGCCGCCGCUGCGGGCGGGCAAAGGGAGAUCACCCCAUACGAGCGCACGCUGAAGCGGCGCAAGGACAAGCAGGCCGCGCGUCCCGCCAUCAACCUCAACGUGCCUGUCAUUGACCAGCAGCCCCGGAUUCGCGCCAACACGGGCGCCUCCACCUCUGGCGCCACAACCUCGUCGUCGUCAGCAGCAACAACAAGACCGCUCAGCACCGCCGAGCUCAGGACAUUUGUCACCUCGAUGCGCGACGAUUCACUGCAGGAUGAGUAUCUGUCCCUUCCGCUGCUACUGGAAAAACCGUCCGCUUAUGGUCCGGAAAAACGCUUCCUCAACCGUGACAGCCGCGUUGUGCCGACCGUCAAGACGCGCGUGCGCAUCGACCCGCCCAAGGGCAUUGAGCACCGCACAGAUUACAUCAACGCCAACUUGAUCCGCGGGUUCUCCGGCAAGAAGGGACGCUUCAUUGCAACACAGGGCCCGUUGAGCGGGCAUGAAAACCAGAAGGCGUCCACGCGGGAGCACUUCUGGACAAUGAUCUGGAAUUACCAGGUCCCCGUGAUCGUCAUGAUGAUCCCGCCAUCCGCGCAUCGAUGCCCGCCAUAUUGGCCCACAACGUCGCGGUCGCAGGUGUACACUUUUGGACCGUUCACCGUCCGCCACCUCAACCGCGAGACGGUUGGCGGUAUUGUUCGAACUGUUCUCAGCCUUCGCUGCCGCGGUGCACACCAGGAGCACGUUGUCACCCACCUCCUUUUCCAACACUGGCCGGCGACUGGCGUUCCACAGGGCACGUCGGGCAUCAUCACGCUGCUGCGCAAGAUGCGUGAGGCCGCAGAGGGCCCGGGCCCGAUUGUUGUGCACGACGACCUUGGUCUCGGCCCAACGGGCGUCCUUCUUGGCGCAUAUCACCUCCUCCGCAUGGUUGAGCGGACGGGUAAAGUUGACGUCCCGCGUGUUGUGUCUGCGCUGCGCCACGACCGUGGCGGGCUUGUGCAGACGCUGGCUGAGUACCAGUUCCUGUACAAGCUGGCGGCCGUGUACAGUGUCUCUGCUGCACCCAAGGCCGCGCCGCCACCGGCGUAUCGGCACGCGCCAAAGUAGACAACGCCCCGCACACCAUCGCGUGCCAGCUGUGCAUCGAGCUGCAUUGUGGUGUGUGAGAGUGUGUGUGUGUGAAUGCGCGUUCAGGACGUGUGGGAUUGCAUUGCUGUAUUGCUUUUGUAUGAGAGGUGCCGCUGUCUCCUUCAUUGCUUCCUUCUUCUUCUGACUUGAGUGACUGACAAAGAGAAUGCAACAACAAGCGCUG